Acaulospora morrowiae is the source of this 444-nucleotide messenger RNA. Lineage: Eukaryota; Fungi; Glomeromycota; Glomeromycetes; Diversisporales; Acaulosporaceae. The record is from the annotation of a GenBank genome assembly.
AUGAAUAAAAAUUUUUUACUUGUGUUCAUUUUAUUUGCUACGCUUUCUGCGGUUAAUUCUUUGCCGCACAAACAUGAUAAAAGAAUUUCAGCUAUUAAAUGGACUACAUGCUUCGACAUUCCAAAACUUAAUGUAGUGGCAAAUGAUCCCGUCGAAGGUCAAAAAGAUACCUUUACAGUUUCUGGACCUAUUCCAUCAGACAUCAAUGCAAACGACAAACUUUACAUGAUAUUUAUUGAUAUUGAUGAUCCCACACGUAUAUUUAAAUUUUUGACAGACGUCUGCGGGGCAAAAGGUCUUCCACAAUGUCCAAUUAAAGGUGGAGCACAAUUUGAUGUGAAUAUUACACUUACGAUUCCAACAUUUUCUGGUUCCUUCAUCAUCUAUGCCAUGAUUGGGAAUAAACACGAUGGAACUUUAGGCUGUGCAUAUACCAACAUUUGA